Ochotona princeps (American pika) is the source of this 3149-nucleotide messenger RNA. It is a transcript of the gene BEAN1, whose product is annotated as brain expressed associated with NEDD4 1. NCBI's taxonomy places the organism in Eukaryota, Metazoa, Chordata, Mammalia, Lagomorpha, Ochotonidae. The record is from RefSeq and is a predicted model, not a curated record. The transcript is spliced from 6 exons. The coding region runs from base 1 to 1584 and encodes 527 amino acids.
AUGGGCAAAGGGGGGCACCUCUACGCCCAGCAUGGCCAGAGGGGCAUGGAGAAGCUGAGACCCGACUUCACACUCAUCCACACCCCUCCAGCUCAGCCUGGGCGUGUCUUUCGAGACUCGAACCACCACAAUCCAUGGGGCGGAAGACACCACGUUUACGGCUGCAUGGGCCUCGGAGGCACCUUCCACACUCAGACCACUGACAACUUUCUUUUUCACAGCUUGUGUCGCUCUCUGUACACGCCUGUCUGUCCUCCCCGCUCCUGUCUGGCUGGCUGGCUGGCGCGGGCUGUAGCUCACCGCCUGCCCGCCCCGCCUGCCGCCGUGUGGGUGUCAGGCUGGCUGUGCGCAGAGGGGCGCGGCUCGACCCUCCCCCUCGCCCGCGGCCCCGGGUUCGCCGAUGACCCCAGCCGUGGCGCAGCAGCGCUGAACCCAGGAGCCAAACGGCCACCGCCGCCGCCGAGGGAGCCCGAGCCUGGUGACGGUGGCGUGAGCAGUGGCUCGGGGACAACAGGCGCCCGGGCAGGGCUGCCGCAGGGCAGGGUCGGGCCGGGCCCGGGUGCCCGGAAAACCUCCACCGCCGCCGCUUGGUCCCGGGCUCGCGGGCGGCCGGUGCGCUCGGCCCCGCCUCGCCUCGCCUCUCCGCCCCGCCCCGCCCCUGCGCGCCGAGCAGGCCGAGGCGGAGCGGCGCGCCCCCCGCGACGCCCGAGCUCGAGCGCGAGCGCGGCGGCAUCCGAGCGGGACCCGGACCUGGAGCUGGAGCCGGAGCCGGAGCCGGAGCCGAAGCGGGGGCCGCAGCGGGGGCCGAAGCUGGAGCCGGCACUGCGGCGCACGGAGCGGAGCGCGGCAGCCCAGCCGAUAGCACGAUACAACCGCACCAGCUACUUCUACCCCACCUUCUCAGAGAGCUCGGAGCACAGCCACCUGCUCGUGUCCCCCGUGCUGGUAGCCAGCGCCGUCAUUGGCGUGGUCAUCAUCCUCUCCUGCAUCACCAUCAUCGUGGGCAGUAUCCGCAGGGACAGGCAGGCCCGGCUGCAGCGGCACCGCCACCGCCACCAUCAUCACCACCGCCGGCACCGACACCAGGAGUAUGAGCACGGCUACGUGUCAGAAGAACACGCAUACAGCCGCUCAAGCCGCAGGAUGCGCUACGCCUGCAGCCCCGUCGAGGACUGGCCCCCGCCCUUGGAUGUCAGCUCUGAUGGGGACGCGGAUGCCACAGUGCUCAGGGAGCUGUACCCAGAUUCCCCACCCGGCUACGAAGAGUGUGUGGGGCCGGGGGCCACAGAGCUGUACGUCCCCACAGAUGCACCACCGCCCUACUCGCUGACCGGCUCCUGCCCCACACUGGACAGCGCCCUGGAUGCCAGCAGUGGCCAGGAUCCCAGCCAACCCCAGCAGGUGCACAGGCCCGAGGAGCGGAGUGGUCUCCAUACCACCUCCAUGGACAUGCUGCCCCCAUACGAGGCUGUGUGUGGGGCUGGUCCUCCAUCCAGCCUGCUGCCGCUGCCGGGACCAGGACCAGGGCCAAGAAGUUCUCAGAGCUCACCCGACCCCAGCCAGGGCCCAGAGAGGAUCGUGUGAGUGACCCAGCUGACCAGCUCCUGCUGGUCCCUCUGGGCUGAGCCGUACCCUGCAGGCACACACAAGCAUACAACUCACCCACCCAGGUACAGACACUGACACACCCCAUGUGCACACAAUCUAGACACGGAAGUCUCGUGUGCAGAUAAACCUACCUGCACAGGUAUCCUUUGCCCAGGCUAGGAGUGCCUCUGUGAAUGGCACUGGGGGGAAAGGGGCGCCAAGUUGGAAAGGGUCUUUUUUGGCCAUCUCCCCAGGCCUGUUUGCCCCUGCCAUGCCCAGCAGGCUGUGCCAAUAUCCUGAUUCCACCUCUGGAAACUUCUUGGCCACCCCAGGUCAGCCCCCGACACCAGGAUCCCAAUGAGGUCGGGCUAUGUGUUGUGCCUGUCUCUCACCUCCAGGGCAGAAGAGCCACAACACCACCACCCUGCCACUUAUGAGGCUGAGGGGCCUGGCGACCCUCGCAGCCCACUGAGCCCCCACUGACACAGGCCCUUCCAUCUGGUGCUGCUAGUGGAGCUCUUGGCUCCCAGCUGUGCAGGGCCCUGCAUGGGUUGGUGGUGGGUGUGAAAGGAUGGGGCUAUGUUCCCACCAGGAUGCUGACCCCUGCCUGACACAGAGGUCUACAGAACAGAUGAGGCCAUGGCCCUGCCCCCAGGGGGUCUCAUUUAUAACUCUGCCAGGUCGCUGCUCCAAGGCAGAGAUGUGGCCCCCCUCACCCAGCACGUGCCCGCUUAGCCACUGUGGCCUGACCUCAAAGAGCUGGUGCUGUUUCCCUGGCUGGCAGCAGGUGGCUGGGGACUGGGAGUCCCCCACUUUUGGCCUUGCCCUUACGCAGUUCUUGCAGAGAGUGACCUGGGCCCCCUAAAGGCCACUGUGCCACCUCAGAAGCAGUUGCAGCUGAUGGCGGCUGCAACAGGGAACGCCAACAGGUCACCUCCUGGGAAGCCCAGUGACUUCCAUCUGAAGCCACGUGGGCAACAGGUGGUUCCUGAAGAAGACUCGGCCAGUCAAGGGGCCCAGUUGCUCUGCCACCCCCACUUGUCACCUGCCCUCUGCUCAUCCUCUUCCCCACACCUCAACUUCUCUAGUGAAGGGCUAAGACACUUCUUUAAAUCCCUUUCCAAAGCAGAGGGGCAGCAAAGGUGGCAGCCCUGAACUUGACUUUCAGUCCAGAGCUUGAGUUCCAGUGCAGAGUGGAAAGGAACUCACCCACUGGCCUCCCGGAGCCCCUGACUCCACCUGGGGGCGGGGAGGGACCUUGUUUACAAGUUCCGUGCACCUGUGCGGUGUGCUGUUUCCUAGGCAGAAGUGCCUGCCUGCUGUGCUUAACGCCUUUAACAUGCGCCCCUGGGACAAGGCAGCUCUGAAGACGCAUCUGCAACUGCUGAGCGUGCUGGAGGAGAGGGCAGGGGAGGGGAGAGAAAGAUAAAGAUCCCUGCCUCCUCCUGAUGGGUGCCAGAGACAGAGCCAAACUGCUUCUCUUGUUGCUGGCUGAGGCGCUGAAUAAGCAACGAUGUAUCUUUUCUGUGUUCAAAAUAAAUAUAUCCUAUCAACAAAACAUA